AAACGGUCGUCAGGCGCCGGUUGAGGACCUUUUUUCCGUCGCGCGCUAACCGGAUGGUCCUUGUCUUAAGAGCUAAUGGCGGACGCCGGCGGUUUGGCGUUGGCAGUGCCCUAGACCUCGAAGCUACGCAGCAUCUGUCGGAUAUCUACGCCAUCCUCCCUGCUGCAAGCUUGCUUUGACUUGGUAUAACCAAGGCCCAGAUUGUGCAGUUGUGGGUUUCUCAGUGUUCCUGCCACCAUGUUCCUAUACAACUUGACCUUACAGCGAGCCACUGGCAUCAGCUUUGCUAUUCACGGCAACUUCUCUGGAACCAAACAACAAGAAAUUGUUGUUUCUCGUGGGAAGAUCUUGGAGCUGCUUCGUCCUGAUCCCAAUACUGGCAAAGUUCACACUUUACUAACUGUGGAAGUAUUUGGUGUUAUCCGGUCACUCAUGGCAUUUAGGCUGACAGGUGGCACCAAAGACUACAUUGUGGUUGGUAGUGACUCAGGUCGGAUUGUUAUCCUGGAAUACCAGCCAUCCAAGAAUAUGUUUGAGAAAAUUCACCAAGAAACCUUUGGCAAGAGUGGAUGCCGCCGCAUUGUUCCUGGCCAGUUCUUAGCUGUGGAUCCCAAGGGGCGAGCUGUUAUGAUUAGUGCCAUUGAGAAACAGAAGUUGGUGUAUAUCUUGAACAGAGAUGCUGCAGCCCGGCUCACCAUUUCAUCUCCCCUGGAGGCCCACAAAGCAAACACUUUAGUAUAUCAUGUAGUUGGAGUAGAUGUGGGAUUUGAGAAUCCAAUGUUUGCUUGUCUGGAAAUGGAUUAUGAGGAAGCAGACAAUGAUCCGACAGGGGAAGCAGCAGCUAAUACCCAGCAGACGCUUACUUUCUAUGAGUUAGACCUUGGUUUAAAUCAUGUGGUCCGAAAAUACAGUGAACCUUUGGAGGAACAUGGCAACUUCCUUAUUACAGUUCCGGGAGGGUCAGAUGGUCCAAGUGGAGUGCUGAUUUGCUCUGAAAACUAUAUCACCUACAAGAACUUUGGUGACCAACCGGAUAUCCGCUGUCCAAUUCCCAGGAGACGGAAUGACCUGGAUGACCCUGAAAGAGGAAUGAUUUUUGUCUGCUCUGCCACCCAUAAGACCAAAUCCAUGUUCUUCUUUUUGGCCCAAACGGAGCAGGGAGAUAUAUUCAAGAUCACGUUGGAGACAGAUGAAGAUAUGGUCACUGAGAUCCGCCUCAAGUACUUUGACACAGUGCCUGUUGCUGCUGCGAUGUGUGUCCUUAAGACAGGCUUCCUUUUUGUGGCAUCGGAAUUUGGAAACCAUUAUUUAUAUCAGAUUGCACAUCUUGGAGAUGAUGAUGAAGAACCUGAGUUUUCAUCUGCCAUGCCUCUGGAAGAAGGAGACACGUUUUUCUUUCAGCCAAGACCACUCAAAAACCUUGUACUGGUUGACGAAUUGGACAGUCUCUCUCCCAUUUUGUUUUGCCAGAUAGCUGACCUGGCCAAUGAAGACACUCCACAGCUGUAUGUGGCCUGUGGUAGGGGACCCCGGUCAUCUCUGAGAGUCUUAAGGCAUGGACUUGAGGUGUCAGAAAUGGCUGUCUCUGAGCUACCCGGUAACCCCAAUGCUGUCUGGACAGUGCGUCGCCACAUUGAAGAUGAGUUUGAUGCCUAUAUCAUUGUGUCUUUCGUGAAUGCCACACUUGUGUUGUCCAUUGGAGAGACUGUGGAGGAAGUGACUGAUUCUGGGUUCCUGGGCACCACCCCAACCUUGUCCUGCUCUUUGUUAGGAGAUGAUGCCUUGGUGCAGGUGUACCCUGAUGGCAUUCGGCACAUACGAGCAGACAAGAGAGUCAAUGAGUGGAAGACCCCUGGAAAGAAAACAAUUGUAAAAUGUGCAGUGAACCAGAGACAAGUGGUGAUUGCCCUGACAGGUGGAGAGCUGGUCUAUUUCGAGAUGGAUCCCUCAGGACAGCUGAACGAGUACACAGAACGGAAGGAGAUGUCAGCAGAUGUGGUGUGCAUGAGUUUGGCCAAUGUGCCCCCUGGAGAGCAGAGAUCUCGCUUCCUGGCUGUCGGGCUGGUAGAUAACACUGUCAGAAUCAUCUCUCUGGAUCCCUCGGACUGUUUGCAACCUCUGAGCAUGCAAGCUCUCCCAGCCCAGCCAGAGUCCUUGUGUAUUGUGGAAAUGGGUGGAACUGAGAAGCAGGAUGAACUGGGUGAGAGGGGCUCUAUUGGCUUCCUAUACCUGAAUAUUGGGCUACAGAACGGUGUCCUGCUAAGAACUGUCCUAGACCCUGUCACAGGAGAUCUGUCUGAUACCCGCACUAGGUAUCUUGGGUCCCGUCCUGUGAAACUCUUUCGUGUCAGGAUGCAAGGCCAGGAGGCAGUGUUGGCCAUGUCAAGCCGCUCAUGGUUGAGCUAUUCUUACCAAUCUCGUUUCCAUCUUACCCCCCUGUCUUAUGAGACCCUGGAAUUUGCAUCUGGCUUUGCAUCUGAACAGUGUCCUGAGGGCAUUGUGGCCAUCUCCACCAAUACCCUGAGGAUUUUAGCAUUGGAGAAGCUAGGUGCUGUCUUCAACCAAGUAGCCUUUCCACUGCAGUACACACCCAGGAAAUUUGUCAUCCACCCUGAGAGUAACAACCUUAUCAUCAUUGAGACUGACCACAAUGCCUACACUGAGGCAACAAAAGCUCAGAGGAAGCAGCAGAUGGCAGAGGAAAUGGUGGAAGCAGCAGGGGAGGAUGAGCGAGAGCUGGCCGCAGAGAUGGCAGCAGCAUUCCUCAAUGAAAACCUCCCCGAGUCCAUUUUUGGAGCUCCUAAGGCUGGCAAUGGGCAGUGGGCCUCUGUGAUCCGAGUGAUGAAUCCUAUACAGGGGAACACGCUGGACCUUGUACAGCUGGAACAGAAUGAGGCUGCUUUUAGCGUGGCCGUGUGCAGGUUCUCCAACACCGGUGAGGACUGGUAUGUGCUGGUGGGCGUGGCCAAAGACCUGAUACUGAACCCCCGAUCUGUAGCAGGGGGCUUUGUCUAUACCUACAAGCUUGUGAACAAUGGGGAAAAACUGGAGUUUCUGCACAAGACUCUGGUAGAAGAGGUCCCUGCUGCCAUUGCCCCAUUCCAGGGGAGGGUGUUGAUUGGUGUGGGGAAGCUUCUGCGAGUUUAUGACCUGGGAAAGAAGAAGUUACUCCGAAAGUGUGAGAACAAGCAUAUUGCCAACUAUAUCUCUGGAAUCCAGACUAUUGGACACAGGGUAAUUGUGUCUGAUGUCCAAGAAAGUUUCAUCUGGGUUCGCUACAAGCGUAAUGAGAACCAGCUCAUCAUCUUCGCUGAUGACACCUAUCCACGAUGGGUCACUACAGCUAGCCUCCUUGACUAUGACACUGUGGCCGGGGCAGACAAGUUUGGCAACAUUUGUGUGGUGAGGCUCCCACCUAACACCAACGAUGAAGUGGAUGAGGAUCCCACAGGAAACAAAGCACUGUGGGACCGGGGCUUGCUCAAUGGGGCCUCUCAGAAGGCAGAGGUGAUCAUGAACUACCAUGUGGGUGAGACAGUGCUGUCAUUACAGAAGACCACCCUGAUCCCUGGAGGCUCUGAAUCGCUUGUUUAUACUACCUUGUCAGGAGGAAUUGGCAUCCUUGUCCCAUUCACAUCCCAUGAGGACCAUGACUUCUUUCAGCAUGUGGAAAUGCACCUACGUUCUGAGCAUCCCCCUCUCUGUGGGCGAGACCACCUCAGCUUUCGUUCCUAUUACUUCCCUGUUAAGAACGUGAUUGAUGGAGACCUCUGUGAGCAGUUCAACUCCAUGGAGCCCAACAAGCAAAAGAACGUCUCUGAAGAACUAGACCGAACCCCACCUGAGGUGUCCAAGAAGCUUGAGGACAUCCGGACCCGCUAUGCCUUCUGAGCCCACCCGCCCUUUUCUAUGGCACUUGUCAGAGACUCUGUUUUUUUUCCCCACCACUUGACUCUGAACAGAAGAAGGAUGGCUGAAUAAUUAAGACUUGUAAUAUUAAAGCUAAUAAGUAGCUCUUUCUCAUCUACUUUCCCCCUGGGAUGACUGGUUUCCCCUAAAAUUGGCACUGAGAUUCACUAUGCUUCUCCCUGCUGGUACAUAAUUUCAGUGUGGAAUACAAUGUCCCUUAAUCCCCCAAAGCUCUUCCUGCAUUGAUACUUCUGACUCUCUUGUCCACUUUUGUAUACACCCUUAAUUUUUAAUUGGUUUUCCUGUAAAUAUAGUUUUGUACAAUGUUAUCUUUGUGGGAGGGAGGAAGGUAAGCUGAGGUGUGGACCAGGUUGGUUAUGGUGUAACUCCUGAGUUCUGCCACUCUGAACCUAACCAGAAAUACAAACGUAGUUUUUAAGGUG
Messenger RNA from Manis pentadactyla (Chinese pangolin), 4352 nucleotides. It is a transcript of the gene SF3B3, whose product is annotated as splicing factor 3b subunit 3. The transcript has 26 exons. The record is from RefSeq and is a predicted model, not a curated record. NCBI's taxonomy places the organism in Eukaryota, Metazoa, Chordata, Mammalia, Pholidota, Manidae. Bases 238 to 3891 code for a protein of 1217 amino acids. Gene Ontology annotation, biological process: mRNA splicing, via spliceosome. Gene Ontology annotation, molecular function: U2 snRNA binding; protein binding. Gene Ontology annotation, cellular component: U2 snRNP; nucleus.